This is a messenger RNA of Ostertagia ostertagi, 3138 nucleotides long. The record is from the annotation of a GenBank genome assembly. NCBI's taxonomy places the organism in Eukaryota, Metazoa, Nematoda, Chromadorea, Rhabditida, Trichostrongylidae.
AUGGAGCAUUCGCCCCACCUUUCACCUGAGCGUCCUUGUGACGAAGAAUCUCUGAACGUUACCUCAACCGAGGAACCUUCACCUGAACUUAGCAAACCUUCUGACGACGAACCACCGACAGCCGUCAAUAACACCGAAGACGCGCAGGUCAGAAACGUCGAGCCCUCUAUGGACGAACAAAUGGACGUGUCCACUCCGUGUACAACACCAACAGAACCAGCUACGGAGCAAAUGGAUGAGUCUUUUCCUUCGCUCGUUACCUCAUCAGAGGAACCAGCACCUAAAUACUCCCAAACUCGUAGUAACAAAAGUUCAUCGAGUGACACUACUAGUUCUUCCGAUUCGGACUCAUCCUCUACUUCGGAUGACUCCUCGUCUGAAGACUCAGAAACUAGUGUUAGUCCGUCUCCAGAAGUGCCCAUUACCGAAGCUCAGGCAACGGAAUCGGCCAACAAAAACGAUCACGAUGUAGUAGCAUCCGCUGAAGGUAAUCAAACAGUAGGCGAACCAGCGGCAGGUGAAGGCCUAGCCGAUGCACUCACCACCUUGGUGGAAGAGGCUUCGCUACGUCCACCUAGCCCUAUCGCCGGUCCUUCGCGAGAAAAUGUUCCCAGAAUAACAUACUCGCGGAAGGAAGAGCCGUCACCGCAGAGACGUAAAACGUCUCUGGAAAAGUUCACAAAACAUCCAUGGGCUCAUUUACUCCGCGGUAAAACUCCACCUGUCGUGACUGACGACUACGACAGUGAUUUACGGUACAGCGGUCUCGUCUAUGGGCUGUUCCCAGCACAGUGCGACCCAGCAACCAAGGGUAGGAAGGCAACAUCAAUUUUAGCUGCGGUCGGUCCGAAGGCUAUCGAAGCCUUCCGAGAAAACAACGACUGUUCUCAGCUCCUGGAAAAGAGGCGGCAGGGCCAACCAUUGCCGAAAAUGCCAAUCGUAGAAUCGGCUCGCUCUAUCGAAGAAUCGAACGCCUAUGUUAAAGGACUAGUGCUUGAUGGUAACACAGCACCAGUUCUGUAUCGUGUCAAAAAUUUCUUCGGUAAAAGUGGUCUUACCCUGACAAAACUCAUUAUUGGCGAUCUUAUAUGGGUUUACAAGCUAUCUGUAACGGUUACAUUCGAAAAGUCGGACAUGCCGCUUCCGCAAACGAUUGUGAGGGCAUCAUGCUUCCGAUUGGCAGCUGCAAGGGACGCUCCUUCUAUCAAGGAGAACUCCUUUAUUGUUGCACCGUUCCGAGAGCGUCAGUUUGAUUACAUGGUAUUUGCAUGUGCAUGGAACACCACGUCGAAGGAGCUCGCAUCUCACAUGGUAGAUGUGCCAUACUUCCCGAGCCAAGCUCCAGCCCCAUACGACAUACGGCUCACCAGCAAGGAACAUCAAAACCUCGUGCAUGCAAAACUUCACGACUUUAAGCUGUUCCGUGACCGUCCAGAACAGAUGGAAGAGGAGUACCUCGAUGUCACAGCUAGGCUCGAGACGUCUGAUGGUGUUCGAUUACGAGCGUAUCUUAUUUCGUCGCGAAAUGGACGAAUCGCAGUAGGUACUGUCCUGCAUACGCUGGACGAGCGAGCCAAUCCAGUGCUUGCUCUACUCGAGCACUCAUGUAUGCCACACAUGAAUAUAAACUCGGUAGGUUGGUUGGCGGCCCGCGUCCUCUUAUCCGGAGAUGUACAGGUAACCGGAUAUGAUUUUCCGGAUCAUAAUGCCAUCACUGUCACAGUGGCAGGAUCGCAAAUAGAACUCAAUGCUGAUCAGGUCAAUGCAAUUAACAUGUAUAAUAAAGAGUAUCCUAUCCAAAUUGUGGAUAGUGCAUAUGGCGCAGGUAAGUCUGUGUGUGCGGCGAUUAUGGCUGAAGAGUCUGCCAAACAGCAACAGAUCAUUCUAGUAACAGCUGUCCAAAACAGUGCACUGGAUGUAAUUGGUGCCAAAAUUGCUGACCUUCAGUCAGAACACAUCCGUGCUGUGCGUUAUGUAAGUGAAAUUCUCGCUCAGGACGAUAAGGACUACAAACGGUUCAAACGGUUUUCCGAGCAGCGUCAACAGCUGCGUGAGUUUAUGUUCUCCAAUACCCAAAUUAACGUGGUAAACAAAGAGCAUAAAAGAUUGUUGUUCUUAGAAGAACGAACUUCGUGGGACCUCAAGGUACUCACUAAUGAGGCAUCAAUGGUGCCAGAAGCGACUCUAAUGACGCUUAAUAUCACGCUUUCCGGAACGCGCGCAUUACUCUCAUCGGGAGAUAGCAAACAGCUACCUCCGUACGUAGGUGUUCAGAGUGUACCACUAGCAGUUGCGGUAAGUUCUCGAUCGGUCCUCGAUCUGGUCACGAAUCCAGCUUGGACACCAAUAUGUCAUCUACGGACAGUUUACCGUCCUCACAUAGAGAUGAUGUACCUCAACUCUGAGCUCUUCUAUGACGGUUCGCUUAGUUGCGGCAGCGUGACAUCUCUUCGCCAAGCAUUGUUGUCACGCGUCACAAUGCCUAACUCGCGCAUACCAGUGGCACUCAUUAAUAUUCCAUCGUAUUCGGUGCAGUCAGUCACUGGGUCUCAUAGCAAUAUCGUAGAGGCUACCGCAGCUCACGUACUGGUGCGCUACCUUUUAGCUAAAGGUUUUGCGCCAGCACAAAUCAUGGUAAUCUGUCUCUAUCGUGACCAAAAGCUCUUGUGUGAGCGCAUCUUACAGCAGACAGAUGUCACGGUAUCCACCGUAGAUAGUGCACAGGGUAAAGAAAACUCCGUGGUCAUCUUGUGCACCACACGCACCGAAAUGGAGCCUAACACUGCGGCGUCGUUCUUUUCUGACGCGAGACGCCUCAACGUGGCGCUUUCCCGUGCUAAGGACGAUGACGGACGGUUGGAAGACGAUCGAAUGGGCGGAGCGAGGACGAGGAGAACAACGAGGAUUCUGCCGACGGAACCGUCCUGCGACCGGUCGGAUGACCGGGACAUCCACUCCCCAUCUGUCUACCUCUUCUGUGAUCUAUGUGACUUUGUUCUGCUCAUGGUACUUCGCGCCUUAUGUCUGUUUAUCGUCGUGCUUAUACAUGAAGUUUAUUGUUCUAUGCUGUCGUGGAAUUUUGUGGUUUACCGGAGAGCUCUCGAGGCCUGUUGGUUGAUUAAGAGGGGAGGAUGCUAA